Messenger RNA from Larimichthys crocea (large yellow croaker), 1164 nucleotides. RefSeq names its product SLX9 ribosome biogenesis factor (gene slx9). The transcript is spliced from 6 exons. NCBI's taxonomy places the organism in Eukaryota, Metazoa, Chordata, Actinopteri, Sciaenidae. The coding region runs from base 126 to 887 and encodes 253 amino acids. The record is from RefSeq and is a predicted model, not a curated record. Gene Ontology annotation, biological process: maturation of SSU-rRNA from tricistronic rRNA transcript (SSU-rRNA, 5.8S rRNA, LSU-rRNA). Gene Ontology annotation, cellular component: nucleolus; preribosome, small subunit precursor; 90S preribosome.
CCGGCAGCAGCGCGGGUAACUUGCUAACGUCACGCCGCGGACAGCGAGGAGAAGCUACACCGCCGUCUGCGAAAGGAAACACCUCACACUGAUGUUGGACAGAAAGUUCGCUCAGCUUCGUCAACAUGGUGGGAAAGAUAAAACACGUCCGGCAGAAGAUUCACCAGGAGGCCGUGAAGCUCGACAGGCCGAGCGGCCUCACUCAGCUGCCGGACUCCGCGUUACCUCCGAGUUUAGAGAAGCCUCCUGCUCCGGGACUCCACACACACACAAUAAGUCCUCCACUGCUGGGGAGCAAGAAGAGUGACGCCUCGAACAAUGUCAAACAGACUCUGGCACAGAGCUCCUUCCCCACCGGGAUCUUUGCCGGCACUAAAAUAACUCCAGAGGCUCUGGUCCAAACACUGAAGUUUGAGGAACCUCCAGAUGUACCUGUACCUGUUCAGAAAGGUCCAGAAGAGAAGAAACUCAAGUCGAAGAAAGAAAAGAUGAAGGAGAGGAGGGAGAGGUGGCUCAACAAGAUCAGCUCCAUCAAACAGGCCAAGGAGCAGCAGGCGGCUGAGGCUCGGAGGCAGGCCACCCCUGUGGUAGGAGACAUGAGGCCGCUGGCUGACGCCCUGCCAGAGCUCUCUCAACUCAUCGCCCCCGCCGCCACAGCCCCCACUGCACGCCGCAAAAGCAGGAAAAACAAAGUGCCGGUGAAGAGACCCGAGCCCACAGACUUCAGUCAGAUGAAGCAGUCACAGAAACGCAAACUCCUGGAAACGGAGACGAGCCGCUUCAGCGACGCGGUGAAGACCCUCUCGGCCAAAAUGAACCCUCUGACUGACAUCGGCAAGCAGCUGAGGAAGAGGAUGAGGCAGGAAGAAGAGCAAGGUCCGAGCUAACAGCGGCAGCGGCAGCUUAACUCUGUGAGAGUGAAGCGCUUCCACAGACGUUAAUCAACAAACCCUGCUUGAUUCUGUCAGCGGAAACCCGAGCCCGGUACAUCAUUGGGCUUAAAAGGAGGAAGAAGUCAAUCCUCCCUCACGUCGCUCAACCACUGACUGAAGGAUGCUGCUGUCUGCUCCCAGACACUUUGAUCAUGUUGACUGUAACGGAUAUCUCCCACUUUUAUUAUCCACAUUUCCUCUUCGGUAAUAAAUCUCAGUCCAUCUAACAACA